CCCCCACAAGUUCCCUCUUGCUUCCCCAGGUUCCCCACCCUCGUAUUUCCCUUUCUUUCCUUUCCCCUCACAACUACCGUCAGUUUCAUUCUCUCUCUCUCUCUCUCUCUCUGCGAAGACUCCCUAGUCUGCCCAAUACCCAUUACAUGAACCGAUCACCACAUUCUCACUGAUUCCCAAUGGCGGGUGGUCUGCACUCAUCCCUCAGACCCACCCCACCCUCCUCCUCCUCAUCAUCGUUCACUUCCAGGCUCCUCUUGAUGCUCACAAUCCUUCCCUUAACCCUCGCCGCCUUCGCAUUCGUCCUCCAGUGGCGCGGCGGCCUCACCGACCCGACCACCCGCUGGUCGCCCGACCCGUUGUUCCCGGGCAUGGACCCGUCCGGAACCGUCCGCUCCUCCGCGGCCGCGUCCUCCGACUGCGUGGAUCUUCUGGGUCGGAGCCGGUCCGCUUCGUUCCCGUACUACAGGGACUGGAAGUUCAGUUACGGGUCUGAUCUGAGACCCAAAUUAUGUAUUACUACAAGCACUUCAGCUGGCUUAGAGCAGACUCUACCUUGGCUAUUCUAUCAUAAGGUUAUUGGAGUUACAAACUUCUUCCUGUUUGUAGAAGGGAAAGCUGCAACCCCUAGUGUAUCAAAAGUCCUAGAGUCCAUUCCAGGAGUAAAAGUUAUAUACAGAACAAAAGAAUUGGAGGAGCAACAAACUAGAAGUCGGAUCUGGAAUGAGACUUGGUUGGCGAGCUUUUUCUACAAGCCUUGCAACUACGAGUUAUUUGUCAAGCAAUCCCUCAAUAUGGAAAUGGCUAUCGUCAUGGCAAGGGAAGCAGGCAUGGAUUGGAUCAUACAUCUUGACACUGAUGAGUUAAUUCAUCCAGCGGGUGCUCGUGAGUACUCUAUGAGACAACUGCUAGCAGAAGUGCCUGGAAAUGUGGAUAUGGUUAUCUUUCCAAAUUACGAGAGCAGCGUUGAGAGAGAUGACAUUAAGGAACCUUUCAGCGAGGUGUCAAUGUUUAAGAAGAAUUAUGACCACCUUCCGAAAGACACAUACUUUGGUAAUUACAAAGAAGCAACGCGUGGUAACCCUAACUACUUUUUGACUUAUGGAAAUGGGAAAUCAGCUGCCCGCAUCCAAGAUCAUCUUCGUCCUAAUGGUGCACACAGAUGGCACAACUAUAUGAAGACCCCGAAUGAGAUCAAAUUGGAUGAUGCUGCUGUUUUGCAUUAUACAUAUCCAAAGUUCUCUGAUUUGACCUCAAGACGUGAUCGUUGCCGUUGUAAGCCUACAAAGGAAGACGUUAAGAGAUGCUUCAUGUUAGAAUUUGACCGAGCUGCAUUUAUAAUUGCUUCAACCGCAACUGAAGAGGAGAUGCUUCACUGGUACCGGGAACAUAUCGUGUGGACUGACAAAGCAGUAAAUGCAAAACUUUUAAAGAAGGGAAUCUUGACUCGCAUUUAUGCUCCCAUGGUCAUUGUACAAGAGUUGAGAGAAUCCGGCGUUUUCACGUCUGUAGUUGCGGCUGCGCAUACAAAUCUAUCGAAGGAUGAAUUCUUGUCAUCUAUUGAGAGUAGUAAUACCUCUAGAGGCAUAGAAUCUAGAGGGAUUUCGUCAAGAAAGAUUGGCAAUAGCGGAGAGUCUCAAGCAACUGCAAGGAAGGUUUUGGAAACUGCAUUAACUGAUUCUUAUGCAGUGCCGCCAUUAUCUCCUCCGAGUAUGAAGGAUAUCCACCUUGAUAUAUAGAACCCCCUUUUAUUUACAGCAACUCUCUACCUUUUGUCCCUUCCAUCACUAUCUUAUGACUGGAAAAAUAGUUUGCUUCGAAGAGUGAAAAUGGAAGAAGUUUUAGAUGGAGGUGGAGAAGAGAAGCGGCAAAAUAGGGUAGUAGAUGGAUCACGGAUUUGUACAGGGGUUUGUCUUAGGGAAAAGAAUCACCAAAGAAGUGAGUUUUCCUUCUUCACUCAACUAUCCUCUUAACUUUUCCUUGUUAAAUUCUUCAUUUCCUUCAAAAAUCCCUCUACCAACUCAUGAUUCAAACACUGCCUGAAGGAGCCGGUUUGCUCGAGGGACUUCUUUGGUGUUCAGUUUCGUUGGGAUGUUCCCGAUCAUUAACCAAGCGUUGGUGUUCAUAUUCAGGCUUAGAUUGUAGAUUUUAGAUCAGGGGAUAUAUAGAGCGGGAUACUUGUUGCGAUCCGUGUUUUUCCUCCUAUUAUUCUUUCGGGUGCUUUGGAGUCAACGCCAGGGUUUUCCCAAUGUUACACAGAGAUUCAAUUCGAAACAAUAAUGUCCAGAGGAUCUUUCUCUGGAGAAAAAGAAUGAUGGCACGUCUUGUUUUGCUCUGCAUACUGUAUAUGAACCGGAAGUAAGAUGAUAUACCCUUAGUGAAUUUACCUUUCUUCAGUUUUUUUCUCGUUCUGUUGUCGAUCAUGUAGAGAUUCCUCUUUUGGUA
This is a messenger RNA of Rhododendron vialii, 2445 nucleotides long. Its product is annotated as glycosyltransferase-like At2g41451. Gene Ontology annotation, biological process: response to abscisic acid; cellulose biosynthetic process. The transcript has 11 exons. Lineage: Eukaryota; Viridiplantae; Streptophyta; Magnoliopsida; Ericales; Ericaceae. Bases 180 to 1739 code for a protein of 519 amino acids. The record is from RefSeq and is a predicted model, not a curated record.